This is a messenger RNA of Dendrobium catenatum, 2170 nucleotides long. Its product is annotated as protein NRT1/ PTR FAMILY 4.6. Gene Ontology annotation, cellular component: membrane. Gene Ontology annotation, biological process: transmembrane transport. Gene Ontology annotation, molecular function: transmembrane transporter activity. The coding region runs from base 133 to 1875 and encodes 580 amino acids. Lineage: Eukaryota; Viridiplantae; Streptophyta; Magnoliopsida; Asparagales; Orchidaceae. The transcript is spliced from 4 exons. The record is from RefSeq and is a predicted model, not a curated record.
GUCCUCCCAUGUCCCUCUCUCUAACCUGAGCUUUUUAAUUUCCUCCACAGCUUCUGCCCUCUUCCUUCUUCCAUCGCAAAGCAGAAAGCUCUUCACGCUUCAACUUGCAAAAAAUCCAGCUAAGGAAAAAAAAUGGAAGAAGGCUGUGAGGGGGAGAGAUGGAUUGGCUAUGUGGAUUGGAGAGGAAGACCAGCUCUGAGAAGAAAGCAUGGAGGGAUGGCUGCGGCUUCCUUCGUCUUAGUUGUGGAGAUAAUGGAGAAUCUGGCUUUCUUAGCCAAUGCGAGCAACUUGGUGACCUACUUGGAUGGCUUCAUGUAUUUCUCGCCUGCUCGCUCUGCAACUACUGUUACCAAUUUCAUGGGAACAGCUUUCCUCCUCGCUCUGCUCGGCGGCUUUCUCUCUGAUGCUUUCUUCACCACCUAUGUCAUCUACCUCAUUAGCGCCCUCAUUGAGUUCUCAGGACUAAUCAUCCUGACAAUCCAAGCCCGUUCUCCCAGCCUAAAGCCUCCACCUUGCGCCUCCGCCGCCCUAGCCUCAUGCCAAGAAGCGACCGGCGGCAAAGCCGCUAUGCUCUUCAUCGGCCUCUACCUCACUGCACUUGGCAUCGGCGGCAUAAAAGGCUCCCUCCCGGCCCACGGCGCAGAGCAGCUCGACGAAACCACCCCCGAAGGCCGGAAACAACGCUCAACUUUCUUCAACUACUUCGUGUUUUGCCUCUCCUGCGGCGGCCUCAUCGCCGUUACCUUCGUCGUCUGGGUCGAAGACAACAAGGGCUGGCAAUGGGGCUUCGCCAUCUCCACCUUCACCAUCCUCCUCUCCAUCCCCACUUUCCUCUCCGGUUCUCUGCUUUACCGCAACAAACUCCCCAACGGAAGCCCCCUCACCGUAAUAGCCAAGGUGUUUCUCGCCGCCAUCUUCAACUCUAGCUCGACUCAAAGUCAAAGCAAUGUCGUCGUUGAUCUAUUUACCACCCCCAUCAACACCAAUGAAGCAGCUAAACAGACUGAUGAUCAAUCAGCAUUGCAGAGCAAAGAGCUAAAAUUUCUCAAUCGAGCUGUAAAUUGCAAUCCAGCUCACAAAGCGCUGAUUUGCAGUCAUAAGGAGGUGGAAGAAGUGAAAAUGGUGGUGAAAAUUCUGCCAAUUUUUCUCCUGACUAUAAUGCUUAACUGCUGCCUCGCUCAGCUCUCCACUUUCUCCGUUCAACAAGCGGCGACAAUGGAUACUCGGGUGGGCGGGCUGACGGUCCCGCCUGCCUCCCUUCCAAUCUUCCCUGUAAUCUUCAUAAUGGCUCUCGCCCCCUUAUACGACCACGUAAUCAUCCCCAUGGUCCGAAAGCUGACCCGAACCGAAACCGGUAUAACCCACCUCCAAAGAAUCGGGAUCGGCUUAGUCCUCUCCAUCGUCGCAAUGGUCACGGCGGCGCUGGUGGAAGUGAAGAGGAAACGCGUGGCCGAGAAUUCUGGUCUAGUCGAUUCAAUCGAACCGUUACCGAUAUCGUUCUUCUGGGUUGCGUUGCAGUAUCUGUUUCUCGGUUCAGCGGAUUUGUUCACAUUAGCCGGCCUACUGGAGUUCUUCUUCACGGAGGCGCCGGCGGGGAUGAGGUCUCUGGCGACUUCGCUGUCGUGGGUCUCGCUGGCGAUGGGAUAUUACCUUAGUUCGGUGCUGGUGUCGAUUGUGAACAGGGCGACGCGGCACGGCGGCCGGCAGGCCUGGCUGGAAGGAAGGAACUUGAACCAUUAUCAUCUGGAGAGGUUCUACUGGCUCAUGUGUGGCUUAAGCGCUGUGAACUUCGGCCAUUAUCUGUUUUGGGCGAUUAGAUAUAAGUAUAGAUCGAAGGAGGAAAGAUUGAACUUUGAAAGGUUGAAUUAUGGAUAAUCGUUUGAUUUGUGUGGAUAUGAUUAAACUUUAUAGAAAUUAGACCGUUAUAUAUAUAAAUUUUGAAAUAGUGAAGAGGCUGUGAGUUGGAGAGUAUGGUUUUGACCUAAUGGGGAUGGUGAAGGGGAGAAGUUAGUUAAUUCAUGGGCAGUUUUGCUGUAAUCUGUUCUACAGAGUGGUUCGAGCUGUAUUUAUUUUGUGAGUAACAGAUCCCUAUCAGUACUGUCAAAUUUGGGCUCUUUCCUCAAGAGAGCAAAAAAUUGAAAAAAAAAAAUUGUAUUUAUGAGACUGUUCA